AAAGGAGACUUGACUUGACAAAUUUAUAAACUGAUUGGAUUCAUUUAAGAACCCUACUCGCUUCACUUUUCUCUCUCGCCAAACAGCUUUGAGAAAGAGCGAGAGAGAGCCCCGACCUAUCCGCUUUAGGGUUUCCUUCACUUACCGACCGACUCUCAAUCUCGAAACCCUUUUCGGAUCAGGUCUGAGCAUUGCAGUUAUCAGGCUGUUCUUUAUAUUCAGCCAAGUUUCAUGUCUGAACUCGACGACCAAAUUCCUACUGCCUUUGAUCCGUUUGCCGAGGCAAAUGCUGAGGACUCUGGUGCUGGGUCAAAAGAGUAUGUGCACAUUCGUAUACAGCAGCGGAAUGGUAGAAAGAGCCUGACAACUGUGCAGGGGUUGAAGAAAGAAUACAGCUACAACAAGAUACUUAAGGACCUUAAGAAGGAGUUUUGCUGUAAUGGUACAGUUGUCCAAGACCCAGAACUAGGACAGGUUAUUCAACUUCAAGGUGAUCAGCGGAAGAAUGUCUCCACCUUCCUUGUCCAGGCUGCCAUUGUGAAAAAAGAACAUAUUAAGAUUCAUGGUUUCUGAGCUGCGUCAAAAGAAAGCUGUGCAUGGUUCAUACCCCUCAUAAUUUGGAGCCAGACAUGUUAUCCGGCUUUUAGUAUAAUCGUGCUGUUAUGUUAUCGUAAGGGUCUACAGUGUUCGCUACUUCCCUGCGUUUCUGGUGUGUUGUUGUUUUCUAGCAUCUGUGUUGUGUAAUGUGGGAUAAUUAUGAAGAAACACACGAGUACUUGUGUCUUGGUCCUUAAUAACAAUCAGUGUCUGAAAUUUGGUGUGUCUGGUUA
Alnus glutinosa is the source of this 830-nucleotide messenger RNA. Its product is annotated as protein translation factor SUI1 homolog. Gene Ontology annotation, molecular function: RNA binding; translation initiation factor activity. The transcript is spliced from 5 exons. Gene Ontology annotation, biological process: translational initiation. Lineage: Eukaryota; Viridiplantae; Streptophyta; Magnoliopsida; Fagales; Betulaceae. The coding region runs from base 232 to 573 and encodes 113 amino acids. The record is from RefSeq and is a predicted model, not a curated record.